This is a messenger RNA of Symbiodinium natans, 696 nucleotides long. Lineage: Eukaryota; Dinophyceae; Suessiales; Symbiodiniaceae. The record is from the annotation of a GenBank genome assembly.
AUGGUUCCUGGGCUCCCAGGCAAGGUGGACUGGCAACUCUUUGCCCACUAUGGAGGCCCGCUCUGGACGAUGCAGGCGCUCGUGCUCGUGGACCGGUCUAUGGGCCGAUUCCGACAGGCGCUGGAGCUCACGGCCGAGGAUUGCCAGUGGCGGAGCAAGACCGGCGACGAGGAAGACUUCCGGGCAGUGAAGAAAGGGGGCCAUGCUCGCUCCAUGUCCUUGCUGGAAGGCGAGAACUUCGUCACGGGCUUCCAGUACUUCAACCCGAAGAAGAUCGGGCUCCGCAUGAGCACGCAGAGCGGCCACGAGGACAAGCUGAUCCUGAACACUGUCUGCAACGCCUUCGGCAUCAACAUGCGGAUCUCGAUGAGAAACCCAGACGAGUGGAAGUAUGUGAAGGGCCAGAUUGAGGUCGGGAACGGAAAGGGCCAGAAGAAGUAUGCACAUCCGCACGGCUGGGCUUCCGUAGGUGGAAGCUCUGAGGCCGCAUCCUUCCUGCUGCAGCUGCCGUCGGCGCAGGCCAAGUUCAACUUGCUCUCUGCGUGCGAAGACGAUGCCAAAACCAAGGCGAAGAAGAUCUGCGUCAAGCACCUGGGAAAGCACGCCGAGGCGGAUGUCCUGGAGGACUGCAUCUUUGAUGUCUGCAGGGGUGGUGAAGAUUUUGCUGCUGCGGCAGCAGAGCUGCUAGCCGCCUGA